CGCGAGUAUUUCGAAAAAUUUAAUGGACUCUGAACAGCAUUGGAAGCAAGUACACGCCGCUCCGAGGGUUUCCAAGCUCAAGAUCUGGGCUACCAACAUACAGACUACUGGGAGACGCGACCAAAUCUCUCGACGGACUCUGAGAAAGCCUGAUCCCAAGAAACAGAGACUGUUUAAUCGAACUACGCUCUCAAAAUGGCUGCCAACUCAUCCUACAAAGACACCCUGCUACCUCUCCUGCUCAAAGCAUCAGUCCUCUCCUUCGGCACAUACACCCUCAAGUCCGGCAGAGUAUCGCCUUACUUCUUCACAUCCUCUCUGCUGCACACAUCCUCAUUACUGGGUGCACUUGCCCGAGCAUAUGCCUCGGUAUUGACCUCUCCACCCUUCUCACUCCCGUUGGGAACAGACGAGGCUGGUUCCGAAGCAGAUGGCUCGUUCUCACCUCACUUCGAUAUCCUGUUCGGUCCGGCUUACAAAGGCAUUCCCCUAAGCGCGGUGGUGACAAGGGAGCUAGAGUUCAGUGGGAAGCAGUUCGCAGGUGUAUCGUACGCGUUCAACAGAAAAGAGGCAAAGGAUCAUGGGGAAGGAGGAACAAUAGUGGGAGCACCACUCGAAGGCAAACGUGUGGUCGUCAUCGACGAUGUUAUGACUGCAGGAACUGCAUUACGGGAAGCAGUCUCCAUCAUCAAGGCCCAAGGAGGCACCGUCGUGGGAGUUGUGCUUCUGCUGACCCGCCAGGAGCGUGUAAGUGAUUCUGAGCCACGAAGCGCAAUGAAGGUUGCAGAAGACGAGCUCGGGGUUCCGGUAGAGGCUGUGCUCAAGUUCGAGGACCUGAUUGAGGCUAUCGAGGCCGGCCAACUGGAAGGUGCUGGCCCGGAACAACUCGAGCAGAUGAAGGUGUACCGCGACAAGUACGGCAGCAAGGAUUGAAUGAGGCUGAAGAAGUAAUGAACCUCUGGUAAACCACGGCCGAAGGACGGACCGCAAGUCGUUUGGGCCGAUCGCCCAUCAGCAAGUGAAGCGUCAAGUAUUUCAAAGCACAGCGCUCUCCUACAGAAAGCAUAGAGACACCUUCUCUUGUGGAACGCCAGGGUUGCAGAGAAUGCGAUGCCCUGUCGACAGCCCAGUGUCGAGCCUACCGCUGUGCUUGAGGCUAUCAGUGUCAGGCAGCCCAGAUUGGAUGCCUGUUUAUCGAACGUGGGCCUAAGUCUUCAUGCAGACCUGGACUGCCAUCAGAGACAGUAUCGCUAAGGUCCCCUGACGGAGGAGCUCGAUCUCUGAUUUUGCCUUACUGGGAGAGGUCACUUUCUGACUUGAGUCUGGCACUAUUUUCUGACAUUCCGGUGUCACGGACGAUUCGUCCGAAGCCUGAAGCUCCAUCUCCAUCACCAUUUUUGCCAAGCAGCUUUCCAGGCACAGCCAUGCUUCUAUGUACCUGCUUGAUAAUCCAGAGCCAGAGCUUUUCGCAAGGAUCAUAUAAAUACCUUCAGAAAUGAAAAUGGAAUGCAAUGCGAUUCGCACAAUGUUCAGACCUCGAUCGACCAA
Molecule: messenger RNA, 1548 nt
Organism: Exophiala xenobiotica
Lineage: Eukaryota; Fungi; Ascomycota; Eurotiomycetes; Chaetothyriales; Herpotrichiellaceae
Product: orotate phosphoribosyltransferase
Exons: 1
Coding region: 196-933 (245 amino acids)
Biological process (GO): 'de novo' pyrimidine nucleobase biosynthetic process; pyrimidine nucleotide biosynthetic process; pyrimidine ribonucleoside biosynthetic process
Cellular component (GO): cytoplasm
Molecular function (GO): orotate phosphoribosyltransferase activity
Source: RefSeq, a predicted model, not a curated record